Molecule: messenger RNA, 279 nt
Organism: Lactuca sativa (garden lettuce)
Lineage: Eukaryota; Viridiplantae; Streptophyta; Magnoliopsida; Asterales; Asteraceae
Product: luminal-binding protein 3
Molecular function (GO): ATP binding; ATP-dependent protein folding chaperone
Source: RefSeq, a predicted model, not a curated record
AUGGAGAAACUGACAGUUGUCAAUGAAAAUGAAAGACUCUCCAAGGAAGAGAUUGAGAAAAUGAUAGAAGAUGCUGACAAGUAUAAACAGGAGGAUCAAGAAUACAAGAAGAAAGCAGAUGUGUUUAAUGCAUUAGAGGAUUGCAUAUACAACAUGAAGAAAAUGGAGCAUGUUAUUGUUGAUGCUACGACGUGGAUUGAGGACAAUCAAGAUGCAAUAGUUGAUGAGAUUGAACGAAUGAAGGAACAACUUGAAUCUAUGUGCAUGCCAAAGUUUUAG